GAGAAAUUCAUGGGCAUGGAACAGCCGUUGAGAGAGACAGAUGAGAUGACGGGCAGUACAACGCAAGGGGCAGCAGCGACUGACAAGUCCCCUUGCGAACCUCGACAUUUGGGUUUGAAACUGCGGAGAGCCAUUCAAUAUUCGUGGACGGGAGAAGGAAAGAAAGAAAGGCAUACACGAAGCUCAUCUCUCUUCUCCUUCUCCUCGCCCUCUGUCAAGAAAUGGCCACCUGAGGAAUCCCAACCGAAAGCCAUGCUGACAUUACAUGCCCAAAAAGCAGUCAGCGGGUGCUGGUUAAAUGGAGAUGCUAAAAUAUCGACACAAGCUGCAUUGUGCAACAUUGUGCAUGUUAAUUUCUUGAGCAGCAACGUAGUUGGUCAGAGUUCUUUGAGAAACCCUUGCAAUCAAAGGUUAUACACUUCUUUUGGGUCUUCUAUAUGGUGUAGCAGAGCAAAGACUAAGAUUCACUGUGUAUCAAAGAUCUCAAAUCAAGCUACUUUAAAGCAAUGGCUGUGUCGUCUGCAUAUCUGUGCUUCAUCAGAUGAUGAGUAUCGUUCAUCUCGGAAUAUAGCAACCAGCCUGUUUAGGCGGUACAGGAAUGUUAUUGAUCGUGGAGGCGGUGACAACCUCAAAGUAUAUUCUGAGUACAUCAGUGCUGCUGUAAAUGCAUAUGCCUUGGGUUGUACUGAUGAGGGCUUGAGAAAGGAACUGAUGGAUAUGAAGGAUUCUGGUAUUGAAAUAGAAUCAAUGGAAACUUAUGGUGGAAGCACCAGUUUGAAGUCUAAGAUUUUUUCUGAGGAGGUUAAUGAGUGCAUUCUGUGGCUAAGCAUUACUUUUAUCACCAUCUUGUGCACGCCACAACCAACUGUUGUUAGAUGGUCGUCUACGCCUCCAGUCUCGGAUGAAAUCAGGCUGCAGUGGAAUGGUUUUUGUGCUCUCAUUGCUAAUGCAUAUUAUAUUAAAGGAAUGGCGUGGCUUCCAGUGAAAACUCUACAGCUAGAACAAAUGGCUGUUGUGGGAAGUGCUGAGGAGCCAUCAGUUGUUGCUGGUCGAAUGCGAUUAGUUUUUAGCACACUAGAGGUAGUGAGUCCCCAAUGGCCAAGAGUUUAGGCCAGUGCAGUAACGUUGCCUUCCUCUCUGUCAAUAGAAUUAUAUUAUAAUGUGGCUUGAGUAUUAAAGUAGUGGGGACUUGUGUGGCCAAUGUAAGUAUUCCUGAUUGUCUUUAGUAUUGGAAAGAAGUAAAAAAGUCAUAUAGUCAAGUUUGUGAUA
Magnolia sinica is the source of this 1269-nucleotide messenger RNA. RefSeq lists its product as uncharacterized. Lineage: Eukaryota; Viridiplantae; Streptophyta; Magnoliopsida; Magnoliales; Magnoliaceae. The record is from RefSeq and is a predicted model, not a curated record. The coding region runs from base 10 to 1110 and encodes 366 amino acids. The transcript is spliced from 7 exons.